AUGUCUAUGCUGCUAGCGUGCUAGCGGUUGAAUGUGAAAGCGGCUUGCCGUACUACUCUUAGUCUCCGGGGGGAGUGUCUGCUGUGAAUAACCGCUGAAUCUUCGCCCAGUAGCGGAUCAUCUCUCUUCCGAAGACCGCAGGAGGACCGUGACGGACGGGCCGGUGGAAAAAUAGACGGAAAAUAGUGGAAACUCCGCGUGGAUUAAAGACGAGACGAUCCUGAGGAGGAACCAUCAGGGGAACUGACUGGAAACUUUAGACAAAGAGAGCUUCUUAUCUGAGGAGGGAAAUUAAGCGCAUUCAGGAGCUAAAGUGAAGGUCUGACGGGAAUCUGGAGCUUUCACUGGAAUACUGAUUUCACUGAGGAGUUUCAUUUUAAAUAAACAAUAAGAAUAAUAAACCGGCGCGCUGCCCUAACAUGGAGCUCAAGUGGGGACUUCUUCUUUUGGGUCUUUUCCAGCUGUCUUGCGAAUCUCAAAAUUGUACAACAGGAUUUAAAAAGGAAAAAAGUCGCUGUGUUGAUGAAAAUGAGUGUGUCGAUGUACGUUUGUGUGGUAAUAACGCUCAGUGUAUAAACACAAAUGGAGGUUACUACUGCACCUGCAAUGAAGGAUUUUAUUCAAACCCCCCAAAUUUCACAGCAGGAUCAACAGGACAGUGUGAAGAUAUCAAUGAGUGUGUUCAGAAUAAAACCAGAUGUUCUGGUGAUAUGAAGUGUGUGAACAGUGACAGCACCUUUAAGUGUGUGUGUAAAGACGGAUAUCGAGAGACGAGACUGGACUCAGGAUGUGCAGAUGAGUGUGUGUUCUCACCGUGUGGACUUCACAGCAGUUGUUUUAACACACUUGGCAGUUUCUUCUGCAAUUGUUCUUCAGGGUUUGAGAAACUUGAGAAUGGCACGUGUGGAGAUAUUGAUGAGUGCAAUGAAGUGCAAGGUGUUUGCGGAGAACACAGCAAAUGCGACAAUACUCAAGGCAGCUACAUAUGCAGAUGCCAUCAGGGCUUCACAAACUACGGAAACAACCAGUCCAAAUGCAUUGAGAUGAACUGCGACCACUUUAAGACAGAAACUGAUGCGGAGAAAAUGCCAAUAAAGCUGAAGGAGUUACUGUCGCAGUUGCAGAGCAGCUGUGAGUCUCUGGUCACUCCAGACGGAGAGCGUAAGACCGGAGAACAGUUGAUGGAGAAUCUGUUCACCUCCACUGAUGACCUGCUGUCGGAGAUAAACGAUGAUGGCGAGACUCUGAGUGUUCUUCUGGAUGCAGUGGAGAACAGCAUGCGUCUGAUUUGUCCUCAGCUGAAAGAGCCUGUGACGCGGAUGGAAAAACACAACACCUACGCCGAGGUUGCGGUCACACGGAAUCAGACUCCGCCCAGUGGGAGUGUCAUUCUAAGCACAGGCUCUGCCCUCUUCAACACUAGCUGGGAGACGGUUGUUGGGAAAUCAUAUCCAGGUUUUGCAUUUGUGUCGCUGGUCAGUUAUAAAGAUCUGAAUUCAUCCAGCAAUCUGUUCCACGAUGUGAGCAGAAAAAAAUCAGACAUGGAGGAAAACGCCACUCACAAACUCAACUCAAAGGUGGUGACGGUCGUCGUCAGUAAUCCAGACACCAAACACCUGUCAGAGCCGGUGACGCUCAUCUUUACACACGUGGAGGAGAGGGUGGAGUCAAAGAGUGUGGCUUAUAACUGUGUGUACUGGGCGGAGUCUGAGAGGGCGUGGUCUAGGCAGGGCUGCGAGAGGACGUGGUCUAACAGCACUCAUACAGAAUGUUCCUGCUCUCACCUCAGUAGUUUUGCUGUUCUGAUGUCACUCUACCCUGUCCAGGACACGUUUGAGUUGGUGGUGAUCACGCGUGUGGGUUUAGUUCUGUCUCUGCUCUGUUUAUUCCUCUGUAUCCUGACCUUCGGCUUCUGCCGCUCAAUCCAAAGCACCCGGAACAGCAUCCACCUCCAUCUGAGCGUCUGCCUCUUCAUCGCAGACCUCGUCUUCCUCUGCGGGAUCUCCAGCACUCACAAUCAGGUGGCGUGUGCGAUUGUGGCCGGUCUGCUCCAUUUCUUCUUCUUGUCUGCGUUCUGCUGGAUGCUGCUGGAGGGGGUUCAGCUCUACAGGAUGGUUGUUCUGGUUUUUCACACCACAUUAAAACAGCUGUACAUGUAUGCGGUGGGAUACGGAGUCCCUGUCGUCAUCGUCUCCAUCUCUGCCAUCGCCUUCCCAAAGGGAUACGGCACAGACAGACACUGUUGGCUCUCUCUUGAAUACGACUUCAUCUGGAGCUUCCUCGCGCCCGUCUGCCUCAUCAUCGGCCUCAACAGCUUGGUUUUUGUCAUCACCGUGUGGAAACUGGCUGAGAAAUUCUCCAGCCUCAACCCAGACCUCUCCAAACUCCGCACUAUUAGGGGCUUCACGGUGACGGCGGUGGCUCAGUUGUGUGUUCUGGGAGGCAUGUGGAUUUUCGGCAGUUUCCUCUUCUAUGAGAAAGUAACUCAGGUUGCGCUGUACCUUUUCGUCAUCCUCAACAGCCUACAGGGGGCGCUGAUCUUCAUCAUGCACUGUCUGCUGUCCAGACAGGUCAGAGAGGAGUACUGCAAGCUCAUUACUAGGAUCUGCUCACUCAAGGAGAAGAAAUAUUCAGAAUUCAGCACCACCAAUCACUCCAGUCAGCAGCCGCUCCGGAGCGAUCAGACCAGCGGAGAAUCAAAGAUAUAGAGCAUCCGUCCAGUCCUGGAGGAUCUUUACAGACAUCUGACCUUUCAGACUCAUGACUUUACUUCUGCAGCACACCAGAUCUGCUUUCUGUCUGUCUGAUCGCUGAGAUUAUGAGUGCAGGCGUGGACUCGUCACUGGAGAUGAAACAAGAUGAAACAUAUCAGCUCAAAUAAUAAAGCAUGCAGGUCAGUCAUCGAAUGGACUUUGGAGACACUUUUGCUGCAUCCUAAUUUGCCUACUUAUACUGCGCUAAAGCGAUAUAUUAGGAACAAAAGUAUGUUCUUAUAAGGGUGUGAGAGUUUUACGUCAAACUACUUCUGUUAGCACUGCUACAGAACUACUACCAUUCUGUUGCUUAGUAACAUGUCCUGUCAAUCAUCUGGUCAUAUCAUGCACAUUUCAUUUCCAUUCAUUUGCAUCUGCUGUCUGUGGGUCUGUUAUGCAGAGAAAUGUCCUCAGGUCUUUGCCGAAAUAUGCAUUUAGAAAUUAAAGACCAUAAAAGCAAAUAAAAGAAAUAAAAGCCCCCAGUGUUGCUGCAGAUUAAAUAUGACGUGGAGAACAUGAAUGAAUAUUUUCCAUUAAAUAUCUUUACCUAAUCCUCUCAAUUUAACCAUCACUCUCACACAAUCGCCAUGUUUGUAGUUCUUAAACACUUUUUUUUACCAGUGAUUGCAGUUUUAAUGAAAUUCAUAAUGCAUUGUGGGUAAAAUUAGCUGUUAGCGUUAGCAUUUAUUUUGCACUUUAAUUUUUUUCAGUAAUAGUAGACCAUCUGGGUGACUUUGGGAAAAUAAUUUCAACAUACAUCCAGAUUUGGGAUACAUUAUUCUAUAUUCAGAUACUAUUUAGGAUGUAUGGUAUGCAAAUUGGGAUGCAGUGUUUAGCUAUUUUGUUGUACUUAAAAGGUGCACUAAGCGAUAUUUUGAAAAUGCAUUCAGCAUAGUCACGUUAGUUUAAUCGCGGGACAAUUAAUGCAAAUUUUGCAUAUUUGCGGCAAACGUGCAGCACAUUUUGCAUCAUUCGCUGCCCUGCGGAAAUUUGCCUAUAAUUGCGCAUUUGUACUCGUACGAAUAAUUAACUUCAUUAUUCAUCAAAAGACCUAAAACACACUUCAACAAAUCAACAGCAAUGGGGGUGUCUAAUAAUGAUAGUGAAGAUGUAAUAAGUGGGUGGGGUCUGUUAGAUUAUGGGCGUGUUUGUUUUGGUGCUAUUAAAUAUCAACAGUCUCAAAACACUCCUGCAGCCAAUCAGCAGUAAGGGGCGUGUCCAGUAAUGAUAGUGGAGAUAUGUAAAGUGGGCGUGGCUUGUUUGAUUAUGGCCGUGCUUGUUUUGGUGAAUUUAAAUAUCGCCAAAACACACCUGCAGCCAAUCAGCAGUAAGGGGCGUGUCCAAUAUUGAUAGUGGAGAUAUGUAAAAUGGGCGUGGCUUGUUUGAUUAUGGCUGUGUUUGUUUUGGUGAAUUUAAAUAUCGCCAAAACACACCUGCAGCCAAUCAGCAGUAAGGGGCGUGUCCAAUAUUGAUAGUGGAGAUAUGUAAAGUGGGCACGGCUUGUUUGAUUAUGGCCGUGUUUGUUUUGGUGAAUUUAAAUAUCAACAUAUACAGAGUGCCAAAACACUCCUGCAGCCAAUCAGCAGUAAGGGGCGUGUCUAAUAAUGAUAGUGGAGAUAUGUAAAGUGGGCGCGGCUUGUUUGAUUAUGGCCGUGUUUGUUUUGGUUAAUUUAAAUAUCAACAUAUACAAUGUGCCAAAACACACCUGCAGCCAAUCAGCAGUAAGGGGCGUGUCUAAUAAUGAUAGUGGAGAUAUGUAAAGUGGGCGUGGCUUGUUUGAUUAUGGCUGUGUUUGUUUUGGUGAAUUUAAAUAUCAACAUAUACAGAGUGCCAAAACACCUGCAGCCAAUCAGCAUUAAGGGGCGUGUCCAGUAAUGAUAGUGGAGAUAUGUAAAGUGGGCGUGGCUUGUUUGAUUAUGGCUGUGUUUGUUUUGGUGAAUUUAAAUAUCAACAUUAACAAAGUGCCAAAACACACCUGCAGCCAAUCAGCAGUAAGGGGCGUGUCUAAUAAUGAUAGUGGAGAUAUGUAAAGUGGGCGCGGCUUGUUUGAUUAUGGCUGUGUUUGUUUUGGUGAAUUUAAAUAUCAACAUAUACAAAGUGCCAAAACACACCUGCAGCCAAUCAGCAGUAAGGGGCGUGUCUAAUAAUGAUAGUGGAGAUAUGUAAUGUGGGCACCUGCAGCCAAUCAGCAGUUAGGCUUUGUCUAAUAAUGAUAGUGGAGAUAUGGGGAAAAUGGGCGUGGCCUAUUUGGAUAUGGGCAUUUGAUUUCAAAUAUUAACAUAAUUCGGGAAGAUUGACUUAGUGCACCUUUAAGUGUAAAACACCUUAGAUUGAAUGUGAAAGGCAGCUUUUAUUUGCUUGUAUAAGAAACAGUUUGUAAAGAUUCUAUAUGUAAAACUAGUCUAUAAUCUGCAUUAUGAAAUUUAUCAUGUCAUUUCUUUACCACAUUUGCACUUUGGCGCCACUCUGUCUUUAAGCUGUUGGGAAAUGUGACUGCUAUUUAUAAACAGGUGAGAGAGGUACUUUAGAUUUAUGAAGCUAUUCAAAAUAACAGGAAUGAGAUUAGUAAAACAGCCUGUUUUAACUCCAGAUGUUGUUAUUUAACUCUUACAUCUGGAUCACUCAUGUCGGAACUGAAGCUCGGUUUUGGACUUUAGUUUUUAAUGUUUUAAUCUGAAAAUUCCUGUUUUUGAGAAAAUUAAUGAGAUUUUUAUUAAAACUCUUUGCUUUUGCAAUGUUUUUUUUUAUUUUUUACAAACUUUCUAUUGUAUGUAUUGUUGUACUAUUUGUAAGAAACAUGUUUCCCAUAAUGAAUGAACUUUGUGUAUCUUCUAGAUAAAGUGUUUUUGUACUUGAAUAAGGGUCAUUAUUUGCCCUAAUGUGGUACUGCCAUCUAUUUUUCAGCAAAUAUUAAAUAACUGCACAAACAUGCUGUGGCUAAUUAUUCAGUUGUGUUCCAGUUGUUAUUCUAUUAGAGUUAUUAAAGGGACGGUUCACCAACAAA
This is a messenger RNA of Danio aesculapii, 5757 nucleotides long. RefSeq names its product adhesion G protein-coupled receptor E1. Gene Ontology annotation, cellular component: membrane. Gene Ontology annotation, biological process: adenylate cyclase-activating G protein-coupled receptor signaling pathway; cell surface receptor signaling pathway. NCBI's taxonomy places the organism in Eukaryota, Metazoa, Chordata, Actinopteri, Cypriniformes, Danionidae. The transcript is spliced from 18 exons. The record is from RefSeq and is a predicted model, not a curated record. Bases 420 to 2708 code for a protein of 762 amino acids. Gene Ontology annotation, molecular function: calcium ion binding; G protein-coupled receptor activity.